AUAACUCAACAUAGUAUAUGGGAUAAAACCAACAUCAACAGAUAACUUAUUUCUGCUUACUAAACUUAGUUAGUAAAAUAAUAAUUUGAUUUAAAGAUGAUCAGUGGAAGAAGAAAAUUUUUUAUAAUGAUGAAAAUAGCUCUACAAUUGUUGAUCAGUUUAUAUGUCCUGAGUCAAGUUUCCUGUGACGAAGACCAUAAUCCACUACAAGUAUGGGAUCCAUUAGAAUACAAUCCUCGAAAUCCAGUCAUCUCUCCAUAUAAACGUCGACAAAUAUUUCGUUUUGGUAAACGAAAUUCCUAUCCCACAACCAACAGAGAGAUAAAUGAUUUGCCUAAUCUAUGGGAAAUCUAUCACAAAUGAUCAACUGACAGAAUCUAUUUAUUUUUUUUUCUAAACUAAAGCAAUAUAUCUAUAUAUGUUUGAAAUAUUAAAAUAUAUUGAAUAAUUGAAAUUCAUUGUAACCAGUUACUUUUUUACUGUCUAAUUUAAAUUGAACUAAAGAAACAUUAAAUAAUACAGCAUGAAUUUUCAAUAAAAA
Molecule: messenger RNA, 541 nt
Organism: Schistosoma turkestanicum
Lineage: Eukaryota; Metazoa; Platyhelminthes; Trematoda; Strigeidida; Schistosomatidae
Source: the annotation of a GenBank genome assembly